This is a messenger RNA of Suillus subalutaceus, 1947 nucleotides long. RefSeq lists its product as uncharacterized. The record is from RefSeq and is a predicted model, not a curated record. The transcript has 8 exons. The coding region runs from base 1 to 1947 and encodes 648 amino acids. Lineage: Eukaryota; Fungi; Basidiomycota; Agaricomycetes; Boletales; Suillaceae.
AUGGCAGGCAAACGCAAGACCAUAGUACCUGAUCUUGAUGACCUCCGUCGCUCUAAGCGAAGUAACAUGGGUCAAGGUGGACGCCUCACCCAACUUCAAAAGCUCGAGUCCUCACAGAUGAAUAGACAACGUCCAGUGAAGAAAAACCCCGCUCAGGAGAUGAUAGACAGCCAACCAGUAAAUGUCAUGGCGCCGGAGGCACCUAUACGCAAACCAAGGGCAAGACCAAUCAAGGCGACUAAGACAUCAAGCAAUGAGAAGACUGAACGACAUCUUUCAAGCUCCAACUUACCACAGCGUGUUACUGAGGACAAGCCCACUUCGCAUCCUCGUAGUCCCGACUCAAGGUUUGGCUUUGUCCCACCUCCACCUGCGACCUCCGAACGCCAUUUCAUCCGUGCUCUCUCUAGGUUCAACAGUACACCAUCAGGAUCCUCCCAGCCUAACACGCCCAAACGCACCCUCACUGGCGCCCAUUCGCGGAAACACGACAAUCUGCGUCAUCAUUCCAAGUCAGAUACUAGCCGUGCCCUACCAGCAUCCAAACCUGUCCCUCUUGAACACACCCCCGCUGUCGUAAACCACCGGUGUCCAAACACAUCCCUCGACACACCUGUCACCAGUGACAGCAAUCCGCCCACUGACCUGGAAUCCGAUUACACUCGUCCAUCACGGAUGAAUAUUUCAGAUGCCGAGGCUCCUCUACAUGGCGAUGAGGGCUACGACUCGGGACGAGAUCACGAUGUGGAUGCUAACAAUUCUGAUCUGGACAACUCGGAUGCUAGAACUAAUGACGUGCAGGUGGACCAUGGCAAUGAUGGUGAUAGUGGGGAGGCGGACCAGGAUGUUGAUGUUGAUAAUCUGGGUGUAGACCAGGAUGAUGGUGACAGUUUUGUUGACGACCCCCACCAGGAUCAUGACACCUCGAAAGAUAGCAACGAUGAUGAAUUCACUCGUGCACGCUCACGAGUCGCCGACAGCUCACACAAUGCCCGAGAUGUCCUCCAAGACCAUCGCGCAAAGAACUGUCGCCCUCGCAUGCCUGACCUGGAUGAGCUCGAGACUUUGCGUCGUCGCGCUACUACUCAAGAUUCAGCUCAAUCUUCUUCUGAAGAGGAGGUUGUAGUACCACGCAAGAGAACGCGGAUGAUCAAAGCAACUGCGCAGAACAUUCGCUUCUAUCCUCCUUCUUGGAAGGAUUUACUAGAGGCCGCAAAGAAGAAAUCACGCCUAGGCUUGCUCACUAGCACAGCGUCAAAGCGCAGUGAUUUUCUCAAAACCAAGGGUAUUGAAUAUCUCUUAGAAACACUCGAAGACUUUGGAUCCCAGGGUGUUGGUGUUGACGACGGAUACUGGGAUGAAUAUAAAUCUGAUAUGGCAGUCCUGCUAUGGGACGAUCGCGCUACUAUGCGUUCCGAAAUGAAAAAGGCUGCGCGUCCGAUUGUUCUGGCACAUUACGAAAUUCUUCCACCCGAUGUUGACGACGAGAACGACUAUGAGCGGGAGGUGCGUGACAACGUCAAAACAUUGUUGCAGAAUGGUGCUUUCCUACGGGAUGGAGGCAGGACCAAUAAUCUUGCAAACGAGGCCCUGGGCAGCUUUUGUAUGUCCUAUUUUUACAAGGGUGAGAACGCGCUCGCGAAGUCAUUUCCAGACUUGUUCGCCGAUGCUGUCCCCGAAGGUGCCGUUGCACUUGCAGCGACUGCGCUUGCUGCCGCUAUCGACGAGUACAAGACCGGUACUUACAAGCAAAUGAAAUUCGUCGCCGAUUUAUAUCAACCCAUCUACGACAGCGUCAUUCAGCUCUACCAUGAUGUGCAGAAGGACCACUAUCAUGCAAAGAAAUGCCGGGCCGCCAGAAAGAAAUGGGCUCGUACUGCAGGAAUCCUGACUCGCGAUGAUCCAAACAGGCGCCAUGACUGGGGCUUGAAACUCCAACUGGACUGA